Penicillium verrucosum is the source of this 3390-nucleotide messenger RNA. Its product is annotated as anaphase promoting complex subunit bimA. The transcript is spliced from 6 exons. Bases 1 to 3390 code for a protein of 1129 amino acids. Gene Ontology annotation, molecular function: 1-acylglycerol-3-phosphate O-acyltransferase activity; protein binding. The record is from RefSeq and is a predicted model, not a curated record. Gene Ontology annotation, biological process: cell division; phospholipid biosynthetic process. Gene Ontology annotation, cellular component: membrane. Lineage: Eukaryota; Fungi; Ascomycota; Eurotiomycetes; Eurotiales; Aspergillaceae.
AUGGCCUUGUCCACCGGGCAUGUUGCCAGCCAGCUAAGGCACCUCAUCUAUUACCAACUCGACAAUAACCUAAUCCGCAAUGCGCUCUUCCUGGCUUCACGCCUUCACGCCUAUGAACCGCGAUCCUUUGAAGCCCAAUAUCUACUCGCCCUUUGCCAUCUACACAACGGAGAAGUGAAGGCGGCGUUCGAAUGCAGUCAAGCUUCGGGCUCGCGCGGUCUGCAUGCUGGAUGUGCCUAUGUCUUUGCUCAGACUUGCUUGGACUUGGGGAAAUACUUGGAUGGUGUUACGGCUCUGGAGCGCAGCAAACCCCUCUGGGCCUCCAAGAACCACUGGAACAAACAUAGUGAAACUCAGCGACAGCACCUGCCUGAUGCUGCAGCUGUUUAUUCUUUGCAGGGGAAACUCUGGCACGCACAUAAAGAUUUGACCAAAGCAGUUGACUGCUACGUGGAGGCACUGAAACUAAACCCCUUCAUGUGGGAUGCAUUCCUGGGGCUUUGCGAAACAGGUGUUAAUAUUCGAGUCCCGAAUAUCUUCCAGCUCAGCCCAGAGCUUCUUGCAAUUAUUUCUUCAUCACCAGAGGAAAUAGCUACCACGCCAGACAGCGUAGCUUAUGAAGACGGCAACUUCUCCAUGCAACCUCCUGGUAACCCUGAAUCCGACCCUUUUAUGGUCUCUGCCUCCCGUGGCGAGACUGACACCACAUUUGGGAGCUCCGCUCUUUGGGAAAAGUUGAAUGGGAGCUCUGUCAAUUUUGCUGCUAUGGCACAGCCGGUCUUCCACGAUGGAAUGGAGACCCCAGGCGCACAGAGCAGUGGCUCUGAUGACUUCCGCAUUGCGAACGGCGUCACUGAUCCAGAAGCUGGAUGGGAAGCACCUUUGGCCCCUGCCCGAAAGACGCGGACAAUCCAAACUAUGAGCCUUGACCAUACCGGGCAACCUCCGCCUCGAAUGCGACCAACAGGCAUCAGACCUCGACACAAAACACGAACCGAACCAGAGACUCAGCCGACUGCUCCGGUAGAAAGAGACCCCUCUCUCGUAUCGAGAUUCGGCGACCGCAAGCGCACAGUCUCUGGACAAGUCGCCCACCCCGUUCCUUCGUCACAACCGACUGAACCAGGUGCGCCCCAGCGCCGAAGUGUUCGGCUCUUUAACCAGAUCAAACCUACAACCAGCAAACUUUCAAAUGGCACGCUUACUGGUAGAGAUGGCCGCGAGAUGAAGAAGCUGAGAGGAGGGCCUACAAAAGGACGGUUAGGAGGUGUACCCACUGUUGGCCGUGUCGUGAGUGGCAAUCGAAAACCCAUGGAGACACCGGACAAUGAUGGUAAAGAUAAUCGGACUGGCUUGUCACAAUCCCACCCUGUCCCCCCUAUGCCCAAAAAUGCCGAAAAAACAAAAGAGCUCGAAGCCUUGGAUUGGCUUUUGGGUCUUUUCAAUAAACUUGCAUCUGGAUAUUUCUCAUUGAGUCGUUACAAAUGCGCGGACGCCAUCAGCUCGUUUAACUCUCUCUCCCAAGGGCAGCGUGAAACCCCUUGGGUUUUGUCUCAACUUGGACGGACGCAUUUCGAACAAGCAAGCUACACAGAAGCUGCCAAGUACUUUUCCAGGGUUCAAAAAUUAGCCCCCUCUCGCAUCGAGGAUAUGGAGAUUUAUUCGACCGUCUUGUGGCAUCUGAAAAGUGAUGUAGAACUGGCCUACUUAGCCCAUCAGCUACUCGAAUCUGAUCGCCUAUCCCCUCAGGCAUGGUGUGCUAUUGGCAACUCUUUCUCUCAUCAACGGGAUCACGAUCAAGCACUCAAGUGCUUCAAGCGUGCGACUAUGAUCGAUCCUAGAUUUGCAUAUGCUUUCACGCUACAGGGACAUGAAUAUGUCGCCAACGAAGAAUAUGACAAGGCGCUGGAGGCCUAUCGUCACGGCAUCAAUGCGGACAAUCGACAUUACAAUGCUUGGUACGGACUGGGAACGGUGUAUGACAAGAUGGGCAAACUUGACUUCGCUGAGCAGCAUUUCCGCAAUGCAGCCAGUAUCAACCCAACAAACGCGGUGCUCAUUUGCUGCAUUGGUCUAGUGUUGGAGAAGAUGAACAACCCCCAAGAUGCCCUGGUUCACUACGGUCGAGCCUCUUCGCUAGCCCCCAACUCGGUAUUAGCCAAGUUCCGCAAGGCGCGCGUACUGAUGAAGCUGCACGAAUACAAGUUUGCUUUGGCGGAAUUGAAGGUCCUAAAGGAUAUGGCGCCAGAUGAGGCAAACGUGCACUACCUUCUUGGAAAGCUGUACAAAAUGCUCCACGACAAGGCUAAUGCUAUCAAGCAUUUCACGGCGGCCUUGAACUUGGACCCAAAGGCUACACAAUACAUCAAGGACGCAAUGGAGUCGUUGGACGACGACGAUAUGGAGGAUGAGGACAUAGCUGAAAAAGAGUACGUCUACUCUCAGAAUUGUAAUUUCCGUCUUCUGACCGUAUUUAUGCAGCUCUUCUUGACUCGCCCAACUAUCGCCAUCAUGUCUUUCGCCUCUUAUAUUGUUUCAGGUGUUAGCUCCUUCGUGGUGGUAACCGUAUCCCUCUUUGCAAUCGGUCAAAAAGUCCCUCGCGCCGCUUUCGCUGCCCGUUGUCUCGCCUCAUAUGGCUGUCUCCUCGUUAGUGCCGCGUACGGCGUGGUUGUCUCGAUCUGUCUGCGGCUAGUUGGAUACGGCCGUGUGUCCCAAUGGGCAGCAGGCCGCAGCUUUAAGUGGCUGAUGCUGUUCACAACCGGCGUCAAGUUCGAGGUUAUCGAAGGCGAAGAAUACCUCUCCACACGUCCCGCCGUUUUCCUUGGUAACCACCAGACUGAGCUCGACGUGUUGAUGCUGGGCAAUAUCUUCCCGCCAUACUGUAGUGUGACUGCCAAGAAGUCACUGCGGAAUAUUCCUUUCCUGGGCUGGUUCAUGUCUCUGUCCCGGACUGUGUUCAUUGACCGUGCCAACCGCGAGACAGCCCUCAAGGCUUUCGAUGGUGCCGCCGCCGAGAUGCGCGAUCACCGUCAGAGCGUUUUUAUUUUCGCCGAGGGCACUCGGAGUUACUCCGACGAGCCUACCCUGCUACCCUUCAAGAAGGGUGCUUUCCAUCUCGCUGUCAAGGCUGGUGUCCCCAUCGUGCCGAUUGUAACGGAGAACUAUUCGCACAUUCUGUCGCCUCGUGUCUGGCGAUUCAAUGCUGGAACUAUCAAAAUUAAAGUUUUGCCUCCUAUCCCGACUGAAGAUUUGACAUCUGAGAAUGUGGAUAGCUUGACCCUGUCGACGCGGGAUUCAAUGCUCGAAACUCUUGUAGGAAUGUCCCAUGCGCAGAAGGACGAGGUCGAUGUUACUCGCACCAACGGCGUCUCCAGCGCCAUUGAGAUCUAA